Cicer arietinum (chickpea) is the source of this 1225-nucleotide messenger RNA. RefSeq names its product RGS1-HXK1-interacting protein 1. NCBI's taxonomy places the organism in Eukaryota, Viridiplantae, Streptophyta, Magnoliopsida, Fabales, Fabaceae. The record is from RefSeq and is a predicted model, not a curated record.
GAUUUGAUAAAAUAGAGAAUAAGACUGCAUUUAAGUUUUAAUUUAAAUAAAAACAAUUAAAAAAGGGUUAAAACAAGCGAAGCUUACAUACAUUGACAAGAAAGGAGGUGCAUCAGACAAUGGCAACGGUGGAGGAAUCAUCGCAACCUGAGAAAACCCCUGCGCCUGUUAAUCACUCCACACCCACAACAACCCAACCUCAAACCCUAGAUGUAAAACCGUUUAUCGAUUACGCUGUUGGGCAAGCCUUGUUCUACCAAAAGGCCUUCAACGACGCCAUCGAAUCUUCAAUCGAGGCUUCAACAUCUCGUUUUUCUCAAAUCCGUUCAACUUCUUCCGCUCAUUUUCACCAAACAUUGCAUUAUUUGGAUGAUUUUAAGUCUCAGUACGAUGCUUAUGAGGAUCUUUUGUUUGGAAAGAUCAAAGAGGGUGUACUUGUUGCAGCUUCACAUCCAGUUAUUACUUGUGGAGCCACUGCUUCCGUGGGGCUUCUGGUCUUCAAGAGGCCUCGUCGGAUGUUGUACUACAACACUAAACGUCUUUUUGUUAGUGAAGAGUCUUUGGUUUCCAGAGCUAGUGCUGAAGUUAAAGAGUUGCGGCAGUCAAUUGAUAUUUUGAAAUCUGAAGUUGAAAAGAUGGAGAAAAGUGCAUUACAUGCAGAAGAGCAAUUCUUACAUGGAAGGACAAAACUCAGACAAGCAGGAAAGCAAAUCCGAAAUGUGAUUAGCUCUGCAUGUAAAAUUGAAAGACGGGCAGGAGGUUUAAAGGAUAUCCUUGGAGAGCUCCCUAAACGAGAAGCAUCCCACUUUCGGUCACAGGUUUCCAAACUUGCUUCUGAGGCAAAGCGAGAAAAGAAUUCCUUGAACAAGGAGGUCUCUAAAAUUAGCAACUAUGGUAUCUCCGUUUGAGAAAUGUAGCUUCAGCAAGCUCAAAAUUUAAUGUGCAAUCAUUAUACACUUCUUUUUUUCUAGAUGCAUCCUUUGGUUUAUUAUGUUUGCAAAGGAAGGAUGCAUCCUGCAAGUAGAAAGGAAUUAUUUAUAGGAAAAUAUGUGAAACAAGAAAAACACAUUAAGGCUGUAUACCUUAAAACUCAAAAGUGAUUUUGUUUUUUGUUUUGUUUUUCAAUAUACAAAGGUCAAUAGUGAAUGACAUUUCACUACUAAACAUCUGUAUAACACAGUUGAUAAAUCUUAAAGGAAUUAAAUUAUUUUGCAGUGGUGUCAAA